Molecule: messenger RNA, 2200 nt
Organism: Triticum aestivum (bread wheat)
Lineage: Eukaryota; Viridiplantae; Streptophyta; Magnoliopsida; Poales; Poaceae
Product: protein FAR1-RELATED SEQUENCE 5
Exons: 4
Coding region: 1-1026 (341 amino acids)
Biological process (GO): regulation of DNA-templated transcription
Source: RefSeq, a predicted model, not a curated record
AUGGGUGAGAAGGUGCACUGGCCGUCACAUAAACACAUAGAUGUUUACACCAAGGAUCUGAUUAGGCAACUAAGGGAAAACAAUGUCAAUUUGGGAAAGGUGUACAACAUAAUUGGGAGUUUCUUCGGGUCUGUUGAGAAGGUGCCAUUCACAAAGAGGACACUCGGGAAUAUAUGUGGAAAGAUUAGCCGUGAACAAGCUGACAAUGAUGUCUGGAAAACGCUUGAAGUGUUUGCUGACAUACGUUCAAGAGAUUCAGGGUUCACCUAUGUGGUGCUGGCUGACAAGACAAGUAAGGUCAAAAAUCUAAUGUGGGCGAAUGGCAGCAGCCGUAUGCAAUACAAAUUCUUUGGGGAUGUGGUAACGUUUGACACGACGUACAGAACAAACCUGUAUGAUAUGCCGUUCGGGUUAUUUGUCGGAGUUAACAAUCAUUACCAGAGCAUCAUCCUGGCGGGGGUGUUAAUGCGCGAUGAUCAAGAAGAGAGCUUCGAGUGGGUUUUCGCGGAAUUUCUUCGUAUGAUGGGCGGGCCUGCCCCCAGAACUAUACUCACAGACCAGUGUAGGGCGAUGGAGGUCACGAUCAGGAGAACUUAUCGUGACACUGUCCACCGUUGGUGCAAGUGGCAUGUCCUCAAGAAGGCGAAGGAAACGUUGGGCCCACUAUACACGAAGAAGAGCGAUUUUCAGGCUGAAUUUCACAAGGUAGUGAACCACAUGUUAACGGAAGAAGAGUUCGAAUCAGCUUGGGCAGCGCUGCUGGAUAAGUACAACUUGAGGAGUCACGCCUACAUGACACAAAUAUAUGAAACCCGGAGGAAAUGGGCCAAGCCAUAUUUCAGGCGUGUGUUUUGCGCAAAGAUGGCAAGCACCCAGCGCAGUGAGAGCGCAAACCACAUGCUGAAGUCAUACAUGCCCCCUGCAAGCCCAAUGCAUGUCUUUGUCAGGCAGUAUAUGAGGCUGCAAUUUGACAGAGAGCGCGAUGAAAGCUACAAGGAGAAGAGGACCAUGAUAGGGGCCCGGUAAGAUGAACUAACCUCGCGAUAGAGCGCCAUGCCAGCAAAAUAUACACUAGGAACAUGUUCGAGCGGUUUGGCGAGCUCCUGGUUGAAGGAACCGCGUACAAUGUCACUGAUGUCGAUAGGAUGAGGAGAUACAUCACCACUCACAAUAACGCAGCGAAAAGGGAGAAGUGGAGCAGGGUUGAGUAUGAGGUAACAAUAAACGAAGACAUGUCGAUCUUCAGUUGCGAGUGCGGCAAGUUCGAGCAUACUGGCAUGCUUUGCAGCCAUUCGUUGAGGGUGAUGGAAAUUCUUCACAUGGAGGAGAUACCAAAGCAUCACAUCAUGAAGCGGUGGACGAGGGACGCGAGAGAUGUACUGCCUGGGCACCUGGUUCAGUACCAGAAAGACAGUUCACAAAACCUGUCAUUCACAUACAGGCAUGCAACUCUAUAUGUGAAAGCUAUGGAAGUCGUGAGGAUGGGAGACGCAAGUGCUGCAUCAUAUGAUCAUGUGAACGCGGCUCUCGACGCUGUGCUACAGAGUGGGGCAGCAAUUGCGGAGAAGAGAGAUGGGCUGGCUUUCGAGGAUCGGCUCGUUGAACAUACACCUGCAAUACCAGGCCCAAAUGGGGAACUAGCGUUUGUCCCGCUGGGCACUGAACAAUGCCGGAGCCCCGGUCAUUCUGUCAGUGUGAAUGCAAUGCAAAAUCUAGCAGCUCCAGACAAGCAUAGAGGUGCUGGGAGACCGACAAGCAGCUGAGAGAAGGCUCCGUACGAGGGGUUAAGCAAGAGGACAAGAUUCUGCAGCAUAUGCCGCCGCGAAGGUCAUAAGAAGACGAUGUGGCCAGAAAGGGGGGAUGCGCCAAAGAAGCCACGAAAACCUGGCAAAUGCAAGAACUGUGGAAUAGAAGGGCAUCGACGGAAUACAUGCAAGAGGCCGCUUGGGGUUGCCGAGCACUGAGUUGUAUGGAAUCGGAAUGGCUCAUGUUUCAGUGAUUUGGUUGAGCGAUUUUCCUUGAGUGUUUACGGUGGGUGAGCAAUGCAUCUGUAUUUUUAUCAGUGUAGACAGCCUAUGUACGACGAUGUAUCUGAGAGCACAAUCUUUCUUUCUGUAGCGCUAAAACUGAUAACUGAAUUUUCCAGCAGCAGCCGUGGUUCAUGCUGUUCUGUUGCUUCAAUUUGAAAAACGUGGAUACC